This is a messenger RNA of Aureococcus anophagefferens, 1257 nucleotides long. RefSeq lists its product as hypothetical. Lineage: Eukaryota; Pelagophyceae; Pelagomonadales; Pelagomonadaceae. The record is from RefSeq and is a predicted model, not a curated record. The transcript has 8 exons. The coding region runs from base 1 to 1257 and encodes 418 amino acids.
AUGAUCUUUAUUGUCUUCCGGUACUCUUUUACGGGGUCUUUCGUUGUCUUCAUCAUUUUAGGGGUCAGUCUAGAACGUAGUGAUCGGGCCAUUUUGAAUUCAGUCCAGGAAGACUCUCCGUCUAUUACAGUGCGGGAAGCAGCUAUAACAGGGUUAGAAAGUGAACACAAGAGCAAACUCAAGCAAGCGGAAGAGGUGAACGACCUCAUGUUAUUAGAACGUCGACCCCGGCCGAGGAUGUGCCGACAAGAAUAUAAAGAGCCACAGGAGGAAUUUAGAGAAGUUUGGGAGACAGGAGGUGGAAAAGCAGCACAAGCGAAGAGUUUGCCGGCACAACCAAAGCAGCAGCGCAAGCGAAGAGCUAGAGCUGCCAGUGCAAAGGAGCCCAAGGAGAAGAAGCCGAAGGAGGAGGACCACGAGAAGCUCGAGCGGCAAAAAGAAUACCAACAGCGAACAAGGCAGAUCCAAGAACUCCAACAACAACUCCAACAAACAAAUCAAGCAGCGAACAGUUUCAACAAACAAUCGUUCGAGGAAGGCGCUAGGCAAGCUAAAGAAUCACUCGAAUGGGGGAUAUCGCAAGCAACAGCAAUGAACAAAGAAGCGGCCGCUCUAAACGCAGAAAGAGCGAAAUUACAGCACCAGCAUUACUUGGAUACUACUCGCGGACCUCCUCCAGCUCAAUCGCAAGGCCAGAGACAUGAUAUAAGAUUGCACCCCAAGCUAACAAUUCUACCACACGAGACAGGCGCGACCACACGAGAGGACGGGGAAGAGUUGUCAGAGCCAUGGUGUUUGAGGACGUCUGUGUUUACAGGACCAUCGCCACAGAGAUUGUACUCCUGCGGAUUCAAAAAUGAAGUGGAAUUGAUGGGUAGUCUGAAUGCAAUCGAUUUGAACCUUCCAUUCCCAUUACAUCCAAGUAUCUAUGGAACAAUGUGGAAGAGGCGUACUCCUUUUUUUGGUCCCAUUAUUACUGCAGCAGAUGGAGGCUUCUCGCACGCGCAGCUGCUUCAUUAUACGCACAAGACGUUCCGUAGCUUCGGCCAUGUCUCGAUGGUAGCUUUCUCCGAUCCAAACGACCUUCGACUUCUUUGCGGGCGAAGACAUGACGCACGAAAAAAAAAAACGGCAACCCGCGCCCCAACCCUACCUCCACACUCUCGGAAAACACAAACGAGCACGCCAGAGGCAGCGAAAUCGCACGUUUGCAGCGACACGAAGACGCCGCGCGCGGGGCGCUGCGAGCAGCGCUGA